AAAGAGGACCUUCUGGGGAUGGGGUGGGCAUGUUUGAGCCCAGUCCCUGACUCCCUCACUCACCUAGGUCUGCAUGGCGUUAGGAGGGAGCCUGAUCCAAGGGACAGAAGCAGAAAGCACAGGAAGCCUGGAAGCCUGCAAUUCUAGACUGAGCUUGGAGCCUGCAGGAGUUUGGGGGUGAAGGCUUUUAGCCUUCCAAGCUGCCUGGAAGGGAGCACGUGAGGUCUGCGGGCAGGGCAAGUAGAAUCCUGACCCUGUGUGAGGUGAGGCUUGGUUGCCAGGCGACUGUCCCAGGGAGCUGUCUGCUGUGAGGAGAACUCUGCUUGCUGUGCUCACCUCUUAGCUACAAGCACCCUGACACUGCUCAUUCCCCUGCACCAUGGCACGGCAGCUUAACUUGGACACUGUGUGGCAAAACUUCUGGAAGGAGGAAUAUCUAAGGGAGAAGAUGUUGCGCUGUGAAUGGCACCGCAAGUAUGGGUUGUUGGUGCGGGCCAAGCAGAAGGCGAAGGCUGCAGCCCGCCUGCCCUUCACACUGCCCACCCUGCAGCCCAAGGCCCCUGUCUUACCACCACCUGUCCCCAAAGCAGCCCCUGCCAAGGUCCCCAGCCCUGUCUCUGAGGCUUCUUUUCAGACAGAAAUGUACCCUGUACUGCCUGCCACUCGGGCUCUGCUGUAUGAAGGCAUCUCCCAUGACUCCCAGGGGCGCUAUCGCUACCUCAACACCCGAAAACUGGACGUGCCAGAGAAGCGCUACCUCUUCCCCAUCACCACCAACUUCACAUAUGGCUGGCAGCUGGGUCCCCCAGCAAAGCAAGAACUGGUGUCCUGCAAGAUGUGCCGCAUAGAGUCAUUCUUCCGGAAGAAUGGGGCCUUUGCAUUUCUGGAUCCCCGGGAUCUGGCCCUCUGACUUUUGGCCAGAGGGAGGCAUGAAGAAAUAACAGGCCUCCUGGUAGGGCCAAGCUGCUGUGUGUUUCUGGUCUGUUCUCCCAGGCCAUGAAGCUGCGGGCUUUCUGACCUGAAGGUCACCUUCUUUGUCUUUUCCUUAACCCCCAUCUCCUUAAUCAUCCCUUCAGGGACCCAGCAAUGCCCAGAGCCCGUCCGCAGGUGUGGGCACUAUUCUAAAGGUGCAGGCUUCUCAGCGCCAGGGGGCCAGAGUAGCUCCUGGAAGUUCUGGGUGUUCCUGGGGAGAGAGUGGCUUGCCAUCCAGAUGCCAGGGAAAAGGGACUGUUAUCACUCCCCACAAAGCUCCCUGCCACCCCUCACCUGGCCCUGAGGGCCCGCAGCCACCGGGUCCUCUCCAGGUGCACUUGUUCUAGCUGCUCCCUCAGGGCGCGACGCUGUCCGGCCGCGUCCUCCUACGCAGGCAGAUGGCUGAGCCAGCGUCGCCCGGCCGGGGUGGCAAGCGCAUCACCCCUCCCGCGCUCUGCCUUCCCCGGGCCGGGUCCUGAAGACCCGGUUGCCUUCUCCCCGGGUCUUGCCUGUGGCGGGAGCUGAGCGGAACUGGGAGGGAGCCCCAGAGGAUGAACCCGGCAGUGGCGGUGGCUUGCCAUGCGCAGCCGUUCCAAGACCUGGAGAGGCGGCAGUCAGCCUGGCGCUCUGCCCGCCCGCCCGCCGGCCGCAGGCGACUAGGUCGGCCCGCGAGCGAACGCACCCGGAGCCGCUGCUGCUCGCGCUCACGCCGCCGCCGCCUCCGGGCCGCGCCGUGCAGCUCCAGCAGCCACUGCAGAGCCGUCUCCCGCUGUGCCGCGCUCACGCCGGCCGGCGCCUUCUCCCCUCCCGGGGGCGCCGGCCACGCAGCCUUCGAGGCUUUGGGGCCCCCAGGGCCGCCCCUACUCUCCCGGAGCGUGCCCGGGAGCCUGGCCUUGCCCACCUCCUGCUCCGCCGGGCGGUGGCCUCCUCCCGGGGGAGCCACGGGGAGCCCCUGCUGCCCACAGCCCUCGGUACUUAGUGCCGCCAGCAUCCCAGCUCCUGGGCCUGGGAGUCGCAGCCAGGCCGGGGACCUGGGGACCGGGAGAGGAGCCCACGCCCCAUCCCGGGCGGCCCCCCGCUUUACCGUGGCCUCAGCCGCCUUCUGACUCUGGCAUUUGGACUUCACCUGGAUCCGCUGAGUGGUCCUUCCUCGGCGGCCGAGGCUGUCUCUUUCCCCACACUGGGGGGUCUCUUCUCCCAGGGACUUGCACGAGUCCCGCCGAUGGCACUGAGCCCCUACAGGUGCUUCUCCCUGGGCCGCCUCCCAGGUUUGUGAGACAGUGCCUUCCCAAGACUGAAGGGUUUUCAUGUCCUGACCCUGCCCAAUCUCCUUUCUCCAGCCCUUAGGACUAUUUCCUCUUUGAGGAGUCCCUUUGUUCUCACCCUGGGGUGCCUCCCUACUCUGACCCUGGAAUGGCUUCCUUUUCUGACUCUGAGAUACAUCUGUGUUCUCCUCCUGGGAGGCAUUUCCUCUCUGACCCUGAGGGGUCUCUUCUGUCUGGCCCAUAGGGUCCUCCUUUCUCUGACUCUGAAGAGGGACCAAACUUAGCAGUUUCUGAGUUGCUGUCUCCUGACCCAGGCCAGAGUUCAGCCCCUGGGGGGUCUCUUGGGAUGCUGGCAGGAACUGCAAGGUCAGGACAGAGGGCUCUGGAGCUUCCCGUGUAAGCUUUCUCCCCUGCCAGCUCUGUAGGUGGGGCCUCUGCAUCAGGGGCUCUUCUUGGCUUCUCUCUUCCCUCUGGGCCAGAUCCUGGGAAUGAAGAGCACUUUGGGCCCAGGCUUGAGAGGGAAUUCCCAAGCCAAGGCCCUUCCCCCAGGGGAGCCCGGAGACCCCAGUGGCUGGUCCUUGCCUGAUUGCUGAAUUUACUAAACCCGAUGUAUGUGGUGUAAGAGGUGCUUCAGCAAUGGUUCCCUUUUUCACUUGGCUGCAGAGGCAGCCCCACUUCACCCAGCAGCCUCCUCCCAGGCCAACUCCAUCCCUGCUGUCCCAACCUGAGAGGGUCCUUGUCCAGGACAUUUCUGCCCAUUCACUUUGAGCUCUGAGUUUCCUGACUCCCCAGAGCUAGUGGUGGUAGGGUUCAGCUCUCGUAAGCGACCUGAGGAAGAAGGACCCACAUUGAGAGUGUUCACUGCUCACAUCCCAGCCUCUCACACACAUUCCCCCCUGAACUGCAACCAGGAAGCCCAAGGGGCCCCCAGUGCAUGGAAGACAAUGGAGCCCUGAGGGUGCUGCUUGACUUCAUGGCUGUCACAGUUUAUCAUUCCACAUUUAUUCCCACCACCUGCCAUGCACCUGCUUGUCAGGUGUGCCUGCCAAUAGCCAACUCCAUCUCCCUCAUCUUCCCAGCCAAGGCCGGCCACCAUGCAAUGCCUGAGUGAGAAAGGCCUGUUUGCUGGGCUCCCUCUGCUUAAGGAUACCCCCACUUGGUCCUGGCAUGCCUGUUAAGGCCCACAGAAGAAACCCACUGUUAUGUAUGUGUGCCAUAUUUUUUCCUGUUAAGGAAAAUCCUCCUUAGGCCUUUUUUUCUUUCUGGCAACAAAAUCAAAUGAAAUUUAAGAAGUGAAAUUUUAAGCCAGAGCCUGACCUAAAAAACUGCAAGUCUUCAUAAUUAACAAAAGAAAUCUAAAAAAGGGGGGAUGUGUUGUCACUGCUGCUGCAGCUGUGGAGGAAGGAGAGAUGUUCUGCAUCCGUAAGACUAGUUAAAGGAUCCUACUUUCGUAAGAUCUUAAAAAUCUUUCACAAGAAUGUUGCAGUUUUCUCUGGUAUGCAAUGCAGAGACCUGUGAAUAUUCAUAACAGUAACCAAAUGGGUGUGGUCUCUGUGGAAAUAGAUCUGAAUUUCAAAGGGUUUUGUGAACAAGAGUCUCAUGAGAGUUCCAGCUUUUAGAAAUGAUCACCACAGAACUGUGAAAACAGCCCCCACCCCUGCCUCUGGGAUGCCAAUCUGUUGUCUUACUAGAGAGUUUAUUUCCCAGGUAAUAGUGUAAUUGAUAUCUCUGUUUUCCCAAGAGAUAAAAUACUUAUAAAGCUAUCUGUCAAUCAAAAAAAAAUCAUUGACAGUCCUCUUCUUUCAUGUGUGUGUUGAACAACUAAAAGUUUAUGACUUUGUUGGUGUAUUGUUUAACAAAUAAUUUGAGUCUGUUUCCUUUAAAUUAACAGACUCAAGCCCACAGGGUCCAUCCCACCAAGUCCCAAUUGCCUUUUUAGUGCCGUGCUCUCACUGGGUUGUGAUCUCAAAGACUCAAGGUGUCUCUUAGUCUCCCAUAUGUCCCCAGUGCCUGGUAUAAGGGUGGCAAAUGGGUGGCCUGGAAUUGCUAUUCUACUUCCUUCUCCCUGAGCAGUCAGUGAUGGUCAUCCCUUUCCCUUUAACUGAGCCACAGUUUAGCUUCAGAAUCCUAUUGGGCACAGCAUCUGAGACAACUGGUGCCAGUCAGGGAAUUGGCACAUAAAACCAACUUGCCAUCCCUGGGUGACCUUGGCAUCCAGUGAAAAGGUGCAAGAUGCAGAAUAAGUGAAAAAUGAUGGAAGUCCUUGGACUUGGGAUGAGGACAUCCCUGCCUCUGUAUCUAAUCUGGUUUCUCCAACUUCAGGGGCUCCCUGCUGUCUUGGCUGCCCAUCACGUCCUGUCAACAUACCAACUGUGGCCUCUAUGGGUGUGCCAGGCUCUGCAUCUCUCCCAGCUUCACCCAGACCCACAGUAGAUGAUGGGUCUGCUGUCUUCAUCCUGCAGGAUCCAGGGGCUACCUCAGAGGCACCUCCAGCAGCCCUUGGCCUCUGGAGAAGGGAGGGAAUUUGCUUGCCAGUCUUCCUAGUCCCUAAUACCCCAACACCCUAAUUCUGAGUGCAGGUGGCCUCCCCUGAUCCCUGAACCCACUGGAUCUUGGAACUGGAAUUCAGAGGUUACCCUUCCAGGAGCUGUGGAGCAACCAUGGGUGUAACUGAGUGAAGACCUGGGAGGAAUCAGAGGCAUGAGGAGCAGGACUGUGGGAGGAGACAGGGGAAAAGGCCAGGUUCUUGGUCACACUGUGUGGCAACAUAGAGGGAGUGCCAGGGUCCCUGGGAGAAAGAUUUACCUCUCUGGGAACUGAUGCUUCUGGCUCAGGGAAUCCCUGGUCUGGGGUGGAGAGCACAGCCUGGAACUCUGGAAGGUUUGGGGGAGCCCAGGUCACAGGGCAGUGUCCCCUAGUGUGGUAGUCAGCCUCUAAGAUGCCCCUCCCAGUUCCUGUCUCCUGGCAUUCAUGCCUUAUGGCCUUAUGUUUCCCCUUUCCCUUCCCAUCCUCUGCAGAGAGGCUACUAACGGGCCCAAAGUGACUGGGGCAGCUGGUGACUGAACAGGGACUGGGAAGUACAUCUCCAGUCCUCACCUGUGUUCUGGGGUCCUCACCACAGCAUUCCCCUCCUGGAGGGUCUGCAUAGCUCCAACCCUGGAAGGAGCUCCCACCCAGCAGGGGUUGCUCAGUGUCUCUGUCUUAGCACCUCGCUGGGCACCAGUGCCCCUGCUCUCUGGAACCCUGCCAGGCAUAGCCCUCCCUCACACAGUCACAUGGAAAGGCUUCCUGGUGUGACCGCACAGUAGAUUUGACAAACCAGUAGUUAGCUAUGGAAUGACACUAGUCCCCACAAGUAGCAAGAGUUCAGACCCCUUGUUUGGAUGAGUUCACUGGUCCUCAGAGAAAGAUCGACCACCAUUCACAUUGUACAGCCAAGGAAACGGAGGCUCCCAGUCACAGGGAGCAUCAGAGCAGAGGUCUGAAUCUGGGCUGGGGGUCUUUAAAGCCCAAGCACCUUCCACAGCCACCCCAGUGUUUCACAGUGUCUCCACUCACCUGCUGCUCCGCAUCCCUGCCCAUCCUACCACCCAGCUGGCUGUGCUGGCUCCAUGCAUGCUGGGCCUGAUCCCUCCGACCACCAAACCGGAUCCGAGGGGCCCUGAAGAGGCCCAGCCCUGCUGCAGUCAGCAGCUCCAAGUCCCAGAGGAGCUGCAGGAAGGUGGAGAGCCAGAGUGUGAGGGGCACCCUGUGGCCCUCCCCCACCCCCAAUGGCUAGCCCUUACCUGCUCCUGGGCCCACCGGCUCCGCUCCAUCUCCAGCAGCACUGUGGUUAGCUCCAGCCCUGGGGGACAGCCCUGGUCCUCUUGCACCUGGUGGGGAUGGAAGGGAAGUAGAAUCAGGCCCCUGCCUGCCCCACUUGUAGGCACUGCUGACCUCCUCACCUGCCGAAGUGCAGUCUGGAGCUGGCCCAGGCUUGCAGGGUGCCUGAAGAUGAGGCAGUACAGGGCCAAGGCCUGCUUGGGGCUACAAGGGAGCCCUGGGCUCCCAGGCGUAGCUGCCUGUGCCAUGGGAAAGGGCUCAGGGCAGAUGUCCCCUCCUUCCUCUGCCUCUGCCAUCAGACCCUGGAAGGAGGUGGAGGACUGGGCACCGAGGACCAAGAGCAAGGAGAAACAAAGGCUCUGAUCUCAAUAAUUCAGGGCCACCCUGACACCUGAGCAGGGCCUGGGCACAGGAGCCUCACAAGAGACUCUGGCCUGACACCAAGAC
Molecule: messenger RNA, 6506 nt
Organism: Sciurus carolinensis (gray squirrel)
Lineage: Eukaryota; Metazoa; Chordata; Mammalia; Rodentia; Sciuridae
Gene: Spmip1
Product: ATP6V1F neighbor
Exons: 2
Coding region: 380-910 (176 amino acids)
Source: RefSeq, a predicted model, not a curated record